Messenger RNA from Aspergillus neoniger CBS 115656, 363 nucleotides. RefSeq lists its product as uncharacterized. The transcript is spliced from 2 exons. The record is from RefSeq and is a predicted model, not a curated record. NCBI's taxonomy places the organism in Eukaryota, Fungi, Ascomycota, Eurotiomycetes, Eurotiales, Aspergillaceae. The coding region runs from base 1 to 363 and encodes 120 amino acids.
AUGAAAGCCGUGUCUCUGGGUGUUAUUCUUGUGACUGCGGCGGUGCAGAUGGCCUCUGCUCUCCCUGCCCCCGCCUCCCAAAACGCUCGCGAAGAGAACACCAAGGACUUCCCCGUGCAGUAUUGGGACAAGAGGGAGGAAGCCACCAAGGACUUCCCCGUGCAGUACUGGGAUAAGAGGGAGGAAGCUACCAAGGACUUCCCUGUGCAGUACUGGGACAAGCGCGAGGAAGCCACCAAGGACUUUCCCGUGCAGUAUUGGGAUAAGAGGGAGGAAGCUACCAAGGACUUUCCUGUGCAGUAUUGGGAUAAGAGGGAGGAAGCCACCCAGGACUUCCCCGUGCAGUACUGGGACAAGAGGUAG